This is a messenger RNA of Wyeomyia smithii (pitcher-plant mosquito), 3407 nucleotides long. RefSeq lists its product as uncharacterized. Bases 237 to 2204 code for a protein of 655 amino acids. The record is from RefSeq and is a predicted model, not a curated record. Lineage: Eukaryota; Metazoa; Arthropoda; Insecta; Diptera; Culicidae. The transcript has 4 exons.
UUUUAUACAGUGGUUUUGUUGACGUUUUCAAUAUCUUUCUGAAGCCGACGUUUCGUUUAUACGAUAACAAUUUAUGAAACAAAAUUUUCGACGUGUAAAAUUUUGAAAGUUUGCUUAGCUGUACUCCUAGUGAAGUGUCUGUUUCACCGUUGCAAAAAAAAAAUUCUGCAUAAAUUGCGUUGCAAAAACUCGCAACUGUAGGAUUGGCUGAUAGUCUUUCAAGAAAGGUCGAUUCAAUGAAAAUGACCGCACCGCGACUAGUCGCUAGGGCUAGUCGCAGUAGAUUUUUCAUCGGUUUAGGCAUUUUAGUGCUUAUGGCCGGAUUUGUGGCCAUAUUCCACAGUUCUCAGCAACAGUUAGAUGAGCUACGUCAACUAGGGUUACGCUGCGAACAGCAGCAGGAGGCUAUUUCCGCUAAAAUGCAAGUUGUUGUUGAUCAAAAACUACGGCUGGAAAACUCUUUAGCUUCAGAGAGAAUGAUUAACGAACAGAACCGUGUGGAGCAACAUCAAAAGUCUCAGGAUGAAAAGGAACUGCACAAAAAAGCUACAAUGGAAGCCAAUUUUCGAUAUGCGUCACUGCAGCAACAAAACAAUUUGAUGAAGAGUCAGCUAGACGACCUCACCGAGGACUGCACCACGAACAAAAAGAAACAACUAGACGAGAUCAAUUCGCUUCGUCUGAAAAUAAGCGAACUACAAGGCAAGGUCUCAUUGCAUCAGAAAGAAUCAGCUAGCAAUGUGGAACAUCUAACGGCCCAAAUCAAACAACUUACAAUAGACAAGGCAAAUAUAGAAACCAAUUAUCGCCAAAAACUGUCUUACAAAGACAAAAUAAUCGAACAACUCAAGGAGCACAACGGUAAAAUAGAAAAGGAAAACAACCAGUUAAUCGAGUUGUGCAAAAUUCCCCCUGAGAAGAUGCCUCAUCAUUACAAAGCAAGUGAUGUUUUCGCAGAACUCCCACCCAGUAUCCCUAACGAUGGACCCCUACGGAACUUUGCCGAACAGAUAUCAGUGAGUGAAGAUUUGUAUAAAAUUCCAGUUAUAUUGCGCAAUCGUACUAACAACUUUAAGACUUUGCAUGGUAGUAAUGGUGUUGGUCCGGCAGCGAUUGAACAAGAGCAAGAAAGUACAGGGGUUAUCGCUAAACCGUACGAUACUAAUGAUAAUCGAGAUCCCAAGAACAAACACAAUGCCCGUGUUGUGGGAGCUGUUGAUGGUGGAGUUAUUAAUUCUGUGGAAAAUUUUCAGAUCAUCCCUAAACCUAUGCCGCUAGUGUCCAAUGACGACCCCAACACUGAUUCAAAGAAACAAAGCCCUCCAUCAAACAAUGUUCUGCAGGAACCAGUGUUGAUCAAGACAUCUACUUCGAUUUCUUCAGCAUUACGCAAGAAAACUUCCGAGAAGGAUGACAACCUCCAAGUGCCUAUUUUGGCAGCUCCGACCGUGGGUGUUCCCAACGGCAGUAAAUCAUCUUCAACUAGUACCACCACACCAAGUGGUGUUUUAGUGAAAAAACCUAGCAAAUUCCGAUCCAAGGCGCUUCCAGUCGGUGUCGUUCCCUACCCUGAAAACAUGGACGAUUUAAUAAAAGGUGACGAGAACAAUAGUGAAAAUGCCAUCAACAACCGCUAUUUGAAUGUGGCCGCAUCACACCAGGGCAAUGCGAACCAAAAUAUAGAUCAUCAACAGAUGCGGAACGACAAAGAUUUGAACUUUAUGAAUGCUAACGUUGAGCUGGAAAAUGGCGCUCACGAGGUAAAUGACAAUGACUUCAAUCUGGGCGGUGGUGGUGGAGGUGCACACAGUAACAACAAUCAAAAUCAAUUAUCCAAUGGCGUACCAAAAGAUGGUGUAGACCAGAACGGAGAUCCGGUUAAUGCUGCCGAAGAGGACACCAAUCUGGACGAUCAAAAGCUAUUCGGAAAUCCAUUAAUUCAGCAGCAGCAGGUACCGCAUGGUGACUACCUCGACAUGCACCAUCAUUUAACGGGCGGAAAACGGAAUGGCGGAGGAAAUGGUGCGAUUGGAGAGAAACUGAUCAAUGAGAUUGUUCGCGACCACGGUAAAGAAGGUGACAACUAUCCAAAUGAAAUGGAGGAAGAUAUACACAUGCAUCAGGAGGCGGAAGACGACGGAGGUGAUGUUGGGGAUUAUGACGAUCCUGCUGCACUAAAACAAGGGCAUGCAGAACGUAAUUGAGGUGAUACGACACAGUGAUCACUGUUGAUAUUUAUCUGACGAAUUGAAGGAGCGCAAAUGGGCAUAUAUUUUUUUCAUUUGAAGGUAGGUGGCAAAUAUAUAUAUCUACCAUUAAAAUGUAUGUUAUCGUACUGUAAGUGAAGAUAUAAGUUUCGAAAACAGUAUCAUUAUGAUACGACAUCGUGUACUGAUAUUUAAUUACAACCGAUUCUACACUGCGAUUAUCUUCAAUACUGCGUGAAACUAGACUGCAAUGAAUCGAGCAGCUCGAAUGCUAUAUAUUAAAAUAGUCGUUAAUUUUAACUAUAUUGUUUAUAGCUAGAUUGGCUUAUCGUUAGCUAAGUACUGAUAUUGUGCAAGCGGAUCAUUUUUCUUUUUGGUUCGAAUCAACUUAAACAUUGAAACACAUUGUGGUUUGGGCUGUUGUCUUAUUAGUGCUUAUAUUUUAAACGGCGUGGUUUAUGCCAUCCGGCACAAACAGGGACGAGAAACUGUUAGAACGUACUAUAUAGAAAUAAAACAAGCACAUUUUUUAAUUGUAUGCUGCUGUUCAUCGGGAAACUGCAACGUCUGAAAAAUGUAUCCACCUCGAAGAUAUUCAGUUUACAAUCUUACAGUCGCUAUUACAUUAUACAAGGUGCUUUGAAGAUUUGAACUAUGAUUUAAUCACUAUUAUUGUAUUUCGUUCAUAGCUGUUUUAUAGUUAGUUGUUACUUUUCAUAAUUUUAUAUAAAUUAUCGGUCUUGAUAUCUCAUUAUUUCCACAUGCUCAGAAUAUCUCAGAAGCAAAGCAAUUCUUUUAAAUUGGAUGAUAGAUUAUGCCGCUGAAGGUACAGUAUAAUAUUUAAUUAGAAGUACCUAUUACAGUAAAACACCUCUAGGUAACCGGUUCAAGUAAACUGUGACAAAUACAUAAUUAAUGUCCUUUCAAAUUGUUCCUUCUUUUUGCCAUAUUUCAUUCUUUAUCUUGACCUGAUUGCAUAGAUAAUUAGAAUAAUAUUAUUGUACAUGAGAGAUUGCUAACUGGUUGGUGUUGACAGCAGUAUCUAGAAAUUAGCUUCGAUAUACAAAAAUUAUGACAAACCCUCCACCCAGGUUAUAGAUCACGUUAAUAAGUUCGAUUACAUAAUAUAAGGCAUUUCAUUCCCUAACGUGAACAUUAGAAUAGGUUUCAAGUAAAAUAAAUGCAGUAUUUUUUAUUAUA